UAUAUAGAGCAUAUGCUAUAGUCCUCUCUGUGUCAUAGUCUCCGUUGCUUUCUUCUUCUUUCUUUAGCUUCUUCAUCUUCUUCUUCUUAGUCAAAAAAGUCUUCUCUCUUAGGGUUUCACCCAUUGAAACCUCACCCAGAAAUCCCACCAAAACUCACCGGAUUAGAAGCAUAAAGAAUUUCAUUCCAAGUGAACCUAAGCCGGUAUGGAUCAGCUAGGGCAUGGUCAGCCUGCAGGUCAAGUGCCAUAUGGCCUCAAUCCAUAUCAAUCAAACCAAAUGAUUGGGGCCUCCCAACCUGGAUCAGUGGGAACUAUGCAGUCUCCUAGUCAGACAGCAGGACUCUCUGCCUCUUCAGCUCAGCUUGCACAACACCAACUUGCUUAUCAGCACAUUCACCACCAACAGCAACAGCAACUGCAACAACAGCUCCAAAAUUUUUGGACAAAUCAGUACCAAGAGAUUGAGCAGACUUCUGAUUUCAAGAACCAUAGCCUGCCAUUGGCUAGAAUUAAGAAGAUUAUGAAAGCCGAUGAGGAUGUAAGGAUGAUAUCAGCUGAAGCCCCGGUCAUAUUUGCCAGGGCCUGUGAAAUGUUCAUUCUAGAGUUGACACUUAGGUCUUGGAAUCACACGGAGGAGAACAAAAGGAGGACACUCCAGAAAAAUGACAUUGCAGCUGCAAUUACAAGGACUGAUAUAUUUGAUUUUCUGGUUGAUAUUGUUCCAAGGGAGGAUUUGAAGGAUGAAGUACUUGCAUCGAUCCCAAGAGCUGGGAAUCUUCCAGUUGGAGGUGAUGCUCUUCCUUACUAUUACAUGCAACCUCAGCAUUCUUCACAGGUUGGUGCUCCAGGGAUGAUCAUGGGCAAGCCGGUAAUGGAUCAAGUUUAUGGCCAACAGACUCGGCCUUACAUGACUCAGUCGGCAUGGCCACAUCUACAGCAGGAGCAGCCACCCUCAGAUUCUUGAGUGGAGGUAAUAGCUGACUUGAAACAUGGACAUUUGGGUGACUUGAUCAUGAUGAUAGUUUGUGGUUGUAAUAUGAAAGUCAAGAGUGCUUCUCUUUGGCGCAGUACAAGUUAAUUAUUUUGCUUGACAUCUAGUUAUUUACAGUUAAAAAAGUGCUUGUUGUUGGUUAAUUGGUACAUUUUCCCAAAUCACGUAAAAGUUGUGACCUGUUCUGUAGAUAAUUGGAUUUCAUAGUUCCUCUUUUUUUGUAUGUGAAAUAUAAAGAUUUCAUCAUGAUAUUGUUUUCCUUA
Quercus robur (English oak) is the source of this 1254-nucleotide messenger RNA. RefSeq names its product nuclear transcription factor Y subunit C-9-like. Gene Ontology annotation, molecular function: DNA-binding transcription activator activity, RNA polymerase II-specific; DNA binding; protein heterodimerization activity. Gene Ontology annotation, cellular component: nucleus. Bases 206 to 964 code for a protein of 252 amino acids. Lineage: Eukaryota; Viridiplantae; Streptophyta; Magnoliopsida; Fagales; Fagaceae. Gene Ontology annotation, biological process: regulation of DNA-templated transcription. The transcript is spliced from 2 exons. The record is from RefSeq and is a predicted model, not a curated record.